UGUCCGCGCCCGGCCUGGCCCAGCAGCGGGGCCGAACGCGGCCUGGCCUGCGGCGGCGGCGGCGGCUGGAGGGGCCCGGGCCUGGUCGGGGGCUGAGCGGGGCCCGGCGGGCGGGAGGGCGGGGAGGGAGGGAGGGGGGGGGGCCGAAGAUGCGGCGGUACCUGCCGGUGGCCCGGCAGCACUUCCUGGCGGCGCUGGCCGGCACCAGCGUGGUGGUGAAGUCGCUGAGCGCCGCCGUCCUCCUCCUCUACCUGCUCUCCUUCGGCCUGGACACGGCCUACGGCCUGGGGGUGACCCCCGGCUACCUCCUGCCCCCCAACUUCUGGGUCUGGACGCUGCUGACGCACGGGCUGGUGGAGGAGCGGGCCUGGGGCCUGGCGGCCAGCCUGGCCACGCUGGGGGCGGCCGGCCGGCUGCUGGAGCCCCUCUGGGGUGCCCUGGAGCUGCUGGUCUUCUUCACGGUGGUGAACGUCUCGGUGGGGCUCCUGGGGGCCCUCGCCUACUUCCUCACCUACGUGGCCUCCUUCCACCUCGCCUACCUGUUCACCGUCCGCAUCCACGGCGGGCUGGGCUUCCUCGGGGGAGUCUUGGUGGCCCUCAAGCAGACGAUGGGGGACAGCACCAUCCUGAAGGUGCCCCAGGUCAGAAUGAAGGCUGUCCCCAUGCUCCUGCUCCUUCUCCUGGCUCUGCUGCGGCUCGCCGCCCUCGUCAAGAGCAAUGUACUGGCCUCGUACGGCUUCGGGCUCCUCUCCGGCUGGGUCUAUCUCCGUUUCUACCAGCGGCACAGUAGAGGUCGCGGAGACAUGUCCGACCACUUCGCCUUCGCCACUUUCUUCCCCGAGAUCCUGCAGCCCGUGGUGGGUCUGGUGGCCAACCUGGUGCACGGCAUCCUGGUGAAGGUGAAGGUCUGCCGCAAGACGGUCAAACGCUACGACGUGGGCGCCCCGUCGUCCAUCACCAUCAGCCUGCCGGGGACGGACCCCCAGGACGCCGAGAGGAGAAGGCAGCUGGCCCUGAAGGCCCUGAAUGAGCGGCUGAAGCGCGUGGAAGACCAGUCGGCCUGGCCUAGCAUGGAGGACGACGAGGAGGAGGCGGCGGCGAAGGCCGACAGCCCGCUGCUGCCCGACCCCGGUGCGGCCGGCAAGGGCGCCAGCCAGGAGUCCAACCUCAUCACCUUCCAGGAUGCCCCAUCCCAGCUGUGACCGGCCGACACACCGCCCCCCUUCCCCACCCCGUCUCCGUCGGAGAGCUGCUAACCCCCCUCGUGUCCCCCCCCCACAGCCGGGACACUCGGCGGGGCGCGGGGACUCCUCCCGCGGCAGAGGCAGGGGGGCUACCUCAUUCCAAUGCUUUGUUGCCGCUCGUGGCCAGCGCCGGGCACCCAGGAUGCCAUCACUGCAAGGAUGGGGGUUCCUCGAGCCGCUCCCCUUGGCGCAGAGCAGGUCGUGGACGUCGGCACCGGCAGCUGUUCUGGGAGGGGGACGUGGGGCUGAUCCCUGCCCCGAGGCCACUGCGCUUGCCCACGCGGGAGCAAAGUCAGCAGCGCUUCCUCGCUUCUCCUCUACACUGGGGGUUGCCCAGAGCGCUCAACACUUACUUCCUCCUUUCUGAAGGUAGUUUUGUCCCUAACCGAGAGAACAGGAAGGCUGGCGGGUUUCUUUUCCGAAUCCCUUUCCCGUGGGGAGCCUCCUCCCGCCCUGGCAGGAGCUCUCCGUGACCGGUGAGAGGUUUGCCACGCGGGGGGAGAGGCUGCUGGGCAGGAGGGGGCCACCCAGCCCCUCAUGGCAGUGGUCCGACACCGCCAGCUCUGGGCUUUGCGCGUGGGGGGGUUCUCUCCUCCUCCCUCUCCCGCCCCUGAAGCCAGCCCUGCAAGGAGCCGGUGCCCUUGGCCGCUCCCUGCCUAAUCCGUUUGUCAGAUUACACUAGAAGCUGUAAUUAAUUUUUACGGUGGGGCUCUCGCCGCUUCCUCCGGCAGCAGGUUUUCUUUCCUGCAGGUAGAAUACGGGCUCCCCCUUCUCUUUUCCCUCCCUCUGUGUUGAUGGGCUUUUUUGUUUUCUGGAUGGAGAGGAUGCUCCCUGCGACAGCCUCCUCGCAGCUCCUGAUCCCCCGGGCAGUCCCUGGCCUGGGACACGGGUCAAUGGUGUUGUGAUUAUUUUUUUAAAGGACCACACGAGAAGGUUUUGUCAACUGGGAAAAACACAGACGUUUCAGUAUCAAUAAAGAGUUCUUUGAAA
Aquila chrysaetos chrysaetos is the source of this 2234-nucleotide messenger RNA. It is a transcript of the gene TMEM115, whose product is annotated as transmembrane protein 115. The record is from RefSeq and is a predicted model, not a curated record. The coding region runs from base 150 to 1202 and encodes 350 amino acids. NCBI's taxonomy places the organism in Eukaryota, Metazoa, Chordata, Aves, Accipitriformes, Accipitridae. Gene Ontology annotation, cellular component: membrane; Golgi apparatus. Gene Ontology annotation, biological process: retrograde vesicle-mediated transport, Golgi to endoplasmic reticulum. The transcript is spliced from 2 exons.